Penicilliopsis zonata CBS 506.65 is the source of this 847-nucleotide messenger RNA. RefSeq lists its product as hypothetical. Gene Ontology annotation, molecular function: ribonuclease III activity. Lineage: Eukaryota; Fungi; Ascomycota; Eurotiomycetes; Eurotiales; Aspergillaceae. The transcript is spliced from 2 exons. The record is from RefSeq and is a predicted model, not a curated record. Gene Ontology annotation, biological process: RNA processing. Bases 1 to 456 code for a protein of 151 amino acids.
AUGUCGACCUCAGUAUAUUCCGAGGAAGGAAGAGUCAACGCCAUCUGUGCUAUAGCAUCAUACAACCCCUCUUCUCCGACUACGCCGCAUCUUAUCACCGCUCUACACGCACCUUUCUCCUUUUCCCUCAUCGGAAACCGGCACCUUGCUCUCGUCGGUGACGCAGUCUUACGACUAGUGCUUACACUGGGGGGAUUCCAUCGGACGGUCAACGGAGAUACUCCCAAUGACGUCUUAUCAACAGUCCUGUCCAAUGCACACCUCGCCCAAAGAGGCUUCGAGCUAGGCAUCGAUCAAUUUAUCUACAUCAAUCCGACGCAAGCGGCUCCGGUCUCUGAAAACGUCGUGGCCUCCACCGUCAAAGCUAUCCUGGGGGCUGUUUUCCUGGAUAGCGGGAAGAACAUUGCUGCCGUGGAACGUUCAGCGGCAGCGAUGGGUAUUGUUUGGCUGGAAUAAUUAAGAAAUACCAGAGAACGGUAUGGGAUGAAACAAUGCUAUAUAGUAUUCUUUCUGUGAGUGGCUAACUGGAUUCAUCGUUGGGCUUAUUCGUUCUAUGGAUACCCUAGAUUUCUCCCGUGCUGUACUGGUAAGCAGUGAAAUAAAGCUUUGAAGAUGGAACUCAAUACUGAUCUCUAAACUCAAUCUCCGAUCUUCAUCUACGAGUCAUGUCUGGUUCAAAUCCCGUCAAAGUUUCGGGACCAUCCAUAGAGUUAUCUACCCCGGGUUUAUUUUCCAACCAGCCAAUAUCUCAAUGACUGGAUCCAGGAAUGUCUCCCAUAACGUCAGCUUAGAAAGACAGGAGUCAUGCUGUUUGUAAUAUAGAUUGCAGUGAAAGUUCACUUCCUCG